AUGUUGAUGUUGAGAUAUAAUUUUUUAUUAGAUCAUACCUUCCUUUCAGCAUACAGUUUUAGUAUCUAUCUAUCUAUCUAUCUAUCUAUCUAUCUAUCUAUCUAUCUAUCGCAAUCUGUGCGCGUAUACGUACUAAUUAAUACACAUCUAUCUAUCUAUCUAUCUAUCUAUCUAUCUAUCUAUCUAUCUAUCUAUAUUUGCGCAUGUAUCAAUUUACAUCAAUUUCUCCUUAUCUAUCAUAGUAUCUCUCUGUCCCCUCUCUCAUCACCAACUUUUAAGGACCGGAAGAUUACACCAAAUAUAAUUCCAUUUCUUCCUCCCAAGGAAGUCAGUCUUAUUGGCAUAAAUAAAAUUUAUCUAUCUAUCUAUCUAUCUAUCUAUCUAUCUAUCUAUCUAUCUUCUGUUGAUAUCUAUCUAUCUAUCUAUUUGGGUCUGUUCAGAUCUAUCUAUCUAUCUAUCUAUCUAUCUAUCUAUCUAUCAGUUGAAGCACAGAUUUUGUUUUUAUCCAGCUUUCUACAUACUUAA
This is a messenger RNA of Acanthosepion pharaonis, 525 nucleotides long. The record is from the annotation of a GenBank genome assembly. Lineage: Eukaryota; Metazoa; Mollusca; Cephalopoda; Sepiida; Sepiidae.